Molecule: messenger RNA, 1120 nt
Organism: Spodoptera litura
Lineage: Eukaryota; Metazoa; Arthropoda; Insecta; Lepidoptera; Noctuidae
Source: RefSeq, a predicted model, not a curated record
AAUAAAUAGUCAAUCUGACGUUGUCAUUUCUAUAAUUUCAUUCAUUUUUGUAAGAGUGAUUUGUAUUUUUUAGUUAAUUUUACAAACAACUAAUAAACCAUGUCUGUAAACAAGUACAGAGCACAACAGUUAAAUAAACAUAUUUCAAUUAAAACGCCUUAUAAUAAACAUAAGAGGACCAAGAAAUGGUACGGUACGGAGGACCCAAGCAAACUACCACCGUUCAACUGGAUUGAAACUGCCAAGAUUUACAACCACAAUUACGAAAAGGUACCAAUAGAAUGGUUGCUGGAUAGUGCUAAUAUCCUAGUACUAUACUUCUCCAUGCGAGACAGCGACAGGAGUGACAAUAUCAUGUCACAAUUCUACGAAUUCUAUGAAAACGCGAGAUUUAAGAAUCUGCCCAUAGAAGUUAUCAAUAUACCCAUGGAUGAAACCAGAGAGGACAUGUGCAUCAGUUAUGCGGAACAAGCUAAUUGGUUUACUCUCUUGUUUGGCGACCCUAUUAUAAUCACUCUUCAGUACAAACAUGGGGUCACAUCUGUUCCUCACCUUGUAGUAACACGACCAGAUGGCUCCAUGGUCUCCAGUCAUGGAAUUUUGGACCUUGACGAAUUUGGAAGAAACGCAUUAAUUGCUUGGCUAUCAGUAGCAGUACAUACCAAGCAAUCUAAGAAAUUGAGUAAAGAAACGAAGAUGUAUGGACCGAAAUGGAAUUAUUUGAACGCAGGAGUCGGGAAGGCGAAGAAGCCUUACUAUAAAAGACAUUUUAGUACAGGAGGGCACACCCCUUCUACGGUUUUAGACGUAAAUGACGUAAAUACCUUAGUGGAAAAGGCUUUAAAAGCUGAGGAAAAGCAAGAUAAAGAAGAUCAUAAUAUAUGACUACUUGUGAAACAUGGAAUCCUGGUACCGAUACAGUUUGCAAGUUAUUGUACCAUAAUCUUAAUGUUAGCUGGUAUAUUCAUUUUCAUUAACAUUGGGCAAAUAUUUAUACACUAUUACAAUCGGAUUUUGAAUAGCGUUUUUUUCUUAUUUUGUUUAUUUGUUAUUAAUGUUUAACGCCAUUUUAGAUCAUUCUAACUCUUCUUAAUUUAGUAUUUAAUCCUUGGUUGGUUAU